Ochlerotatus camptorhynchus is the source of this 802-nucleotide messenger RNA. RefSeq names its product ADP-ribosylation factor-like protein 6-interacting protein 4. The transcript is spliced from 2 exons. NCBI's taxonomy places the organism in Eukaryota, Metazoa, Arthropoda, Insecta, Diptera, Culicidae. Bases 98 to 772 code for a protein of 224 amino acids. The record is from RefSeq and is a predicted model, not a curated record.
CAAACACCUGCACGAAGUAAACACAAAAAAGAAGUGACCAACCAAAACAAUCACGGAACGGAGCAGCAGUAGUUUGGAGUUUGGAGACGUCGCCAGGAUGAAAAUCAGCAGGAAGCGAUCCUCAUCCAAGCGAAAGUCUCGCCGGGAUUCAACUUCAUCCUCCGACAGUAGUAACAGCAGUAGUAGCGAUAGCAGCAGUGGAAGAAGCAGAUCCAGUUCCUCCAGCAGCGACAGUAGCAGCAGCAGUUCAAGAAGUGGGAGUCGAAGCAGCAGUCCUGAUCGUAAAAAGUCGAAGAAAACCCGAAAAGAUGAUAGGAAGGAAAAAAGGAAGCUCAAAAAAGCACUGAAGAAGGAAGCCAAACGUGAACGCAAGGAAGCCAAAACCCGAAAGAAAGCAUUGAAAAAGCAAGAGCGGGAGCAAAAGAAAGCCGAAAAACGGCUCCGUAAACAGCAGAAGAAGGAGCAAAAACGAAACAAACCAGCUGCAACUACUUCGGUGGAACGGCCUCCCGAAGAUGACUGUGGCGUUCCAUUGGACCUGAUGAAUACUCGGGCGCGGGCACCGGAGACCAGGGAGCAAUAUGAAGCGCGCCAGGCUGUCAUCCGGUGGGUGGUCGAUCCGGAAACGGGUCGGACACGGCUGAUCAAAGGCGACGGGGAAAUCCUGGAGGAGUGCGUUAGUCGAGAACGGCACCAGGAAAUCAACCGGCAGGCAACGGCCGGCGAUGGGGCGGAGUUCCAGCGGAAGACGGUCGGGUGGAAGUUCGAUUGAGGUAAUUUCUUUAUUUAUUUAGGGCUAUGA